AUGACGGAACAAAGCUUGCCAACGAGCCCGAUGAUCGCGCGAUGGCGAAAAAAAAAGACGAGAUUGAAAGAGAGAGAUCUGGACAGUCCAAGUAUCUUAUUGCAACUCCAUCUAGAUUCAGAACUGGAGAACCCUCUUCCAUGUCCCAUAAGCGCGAGCGACUAUCUCCAUAAUCAUCAACGGCAACGUCAUGAAACCAACCACAUUAGCGUUAGAGUGCUAUGGACUGAGGGUUGCCUUUACGAAAGGGUUCAUAUCCCGUUGGAUCGAUGUUCGGGACUGAGGUACGAGGGCAUUGGAAUCGGCCCCUUGGUGACAGAUCAUACAGGGUCUUUGAAGCACUUGAAAGCGAUGCCGUCUGCUAUCCUCUCGGCUGCGAGCACCCUUCGAUUGCGCAUACCGAAUUUAUCCAUUCAUACUGCUGUUCAGUUUGGCAUAUUUUUGGUAUCUCGGGCAUGCGCAAGACCACGAAGUAGCAUACAUCCCAUCCAUGUUUCUGCCCAAAAGUGCAUGGAUACCCUAUACUGCCAGCAAGCAUUGUCUUACAGAAAGGACGUCUCUAUCAAGGCACCUGUAACGCGCACGUCCCUUGGAUGGGCGCAAACGGUGGAUCUACAGAUUCUAGUUGCAUUCUAUGCCCACGAGUCGUGGUUGACUUGCUUAAGCGAGAGAUCUUCGUCCAAGCGCUCUGGUAGCGUCACCGUCGAGCUUGAUUGGAACCCUCGUCAUACGUCGGGCGCGCCUUUUGAAGUACAGGGCGGGAAGAUUGGGCUCGCAGAGUGUGGUAAUGGGUCUUGGCAGCUGAUGUCUGUUGCUCAUGUACGAUUUCCGAUUUUGGCCAUAGUUGUUGAGUACCGACUCUUCCGUCUGAUCGCAGGUCCGUACUUACGAGGCCAAGCCAGGAAGUGGCCCGUGCGAUUCCAAGCCGCUCGUGCAUUUGCACGCAGAUGCACCACGCGCAUGCGCCUACCAGAGGAGAGCAAGCACCAACAGUGUAGCGCAUCAAGCCAUUUGCUGCCACUGCCGAUGCACCAACGUGGCGCUAAGAAACUAACGGGCGAAAUCCAUCACAUCAAAAGAGAUGGUACUGUGUCAAGUCAAUUCAUGCUUGAAGAACAUGUUCGCUCAUCUCGCACGUACCCUAUGGGCAAUCCAAUUGCUCCCGCCAUAUUAACGUACAAGCGCUCUUCUGGCGGCACAGUCAUGCUCCUUGCAAUAGAUGAGUCUAUCGAAGAUGAUGGCCGUCGCGGCGGCAAUGAGUACGCCACGUCCGAGGGAAUGAAUGUACGACCGCUCUGCCAUGUGUUGAAAUGGGAAGACGACGAGGCCGGCAAAGCAAGUGCGUUCUAG
Pseudocercospora fijiensis CIRAD86 is the source of this 1350-nucleotide messenger RNA. RefSeq lists its product as uncharacterized. Lineage: Eukaryota; Fungi; Ascomycota; Dothideomycetes; Mycosphaerellales; Mycosphaerellaceae. The record is from RefSeq and is a predicted model, not a curated record. The transcript has 16 exons. The coding region runs from base 1 to 1350 and encodes 449 amino acids.